Molecule: messenger RNA, 3653 nt
Organism: Protopterus annectens (West African lungfish)
Lineage: Eukaryota; Metazoa; Chordata; Ceratodontiformes; Protopteridae
Gene: CERS2
Product: ceramide synthase 2
Exons: 12
Coding region: 308-1438 (376 amino acids)
Biological process (GO): ceramide biosynthetic process
Cellular component (GO): membrane
Molecular function (GO): sphingosine N-acyltransferase activity; DNA binding
Source: RefSeq, a predicted model, not a curated record
AGACAAAGCAAAACCCUCCUCCUGCUGGAUUUGCAGCUGUAGUGGAGUGAGGACUACGUCACUUGGCGUUCCCCACCAGCAGCGCCGAGUUUUUUUUCUUUUGGUUAAAGUCCACCCUUAAGCGGUGCUACGGAGUGUAAAACAGGGGGAGAAAGAAGACUUGAAUUGAGUUAGGUGGUGGUGGCGGCAAGCGUUUUCACAUCGUGGUUUUAUCUUGGCGUUAUUUUUUUAUUCUGACUCUGUGGAAGUGUGUCCCGGACUUUUCAAUUAAGAAGAAAACAAUUAGGUUGGGAAACAGAAUUACAGGAUGCUUUCAACAUUAUUUAAUUAUUUCUGGUGGGAGCGGCUAUGGUUGCCUGUACCACUGACCUGGGAAGACUUGAUGGAUGUUGAUGGGCGUGUGUAUGCCAAAGCUUCAGAUCUUUAUAUCACUAUUCCAAUUGCCUUUAUUUUUCUUGUUCUUCGAUAUUUCUUUGAAAUAUUUAUAGGCACUCCAUUAGCAAGACUUAUGAAUAUUAAAGAGAAAGUACGGUUAAAAGCAACACCCAACCCAGUCCUUGAAAAAUUUUAUACAUCAACAGCAAAACAUCCAAGACAGAUUGACAUUGAGGCUUUGUCUAAAAAAAGCAGUUGCAGUGUCCGACAAGUUGAGAGAUGGUUUCGUAGAAGACGCAACCAAGAUAGACCAAGCAUGCUCAAAAAGUUCCGAGAAGCCAGUUGGAGAUUCACCUUUUACCUUCUUGCUUUCAUUGCUGGCAUGGCUGUGAUAGUGGAUAAACCUUGGUUUUACAACUUAAGAGAAGCCUGGAAAGGAUUUCCAAAGCAGAGCAUGUUACCUUCCCAGUACUGGUAUUACAUGAUCGAACUGGGUUUUUAUUGGUCCCUUUUGUUCAGAGUUGCAGUUGAUGUAAAAAGAAAGGAUUUUAAAGAACAGGUGGUUCAUCAUGUAGCAACAAUAGUCCUUAUUAGCUUCUCAUGGUGUGCUAAUUACAUCCGUGCUGGUACUCUGAUUAUGGCUCUACAUGAUGCUUCAGACUAUUUUCUAGAGUCUGCAAAGAUGUUUAACUAUGCAGGUUGGAAGAAUGUAUGCAAUGGAAUCUUCAUCGUAUUUGCGUUGAUCUUUAUAAUUACGAGGUUAAUCAUCUUCCCAUUCUGGAUCUUGCAUUGUACUUUUGUGUAUCCGCUUGAAUUAUAUCCUGCAUUUUUUGGCUACUAUUUCUUCAAUGCAAUGUUAGUCGUAUUGCAGAUUCUUCACUUUUUCUGGGGCUGCCUUAUCCUUCGCUUGGCUCAUAAGUUUUUAACUGGAAAAGUGAUAGAAGAUGAGAGGAGUGAUAGGGAAGAAACAGACAUCUCAGAAGAUGAAGAUGAAGUAAAGAAAAAUGGGCCACUUUCUAAUGGUCACACGGUACUGAACAACAAUCACCGGAAAACAGACUGAUGGACAUAGUGUUACGGAGGGGACCCUGACUCCUGGAAGGUCCUAUGUAACGAGGGAAUUUUUGUUUACUCUGCAAUACAGUGAACAAGAUAGGAGACAAAACUGAAUAUAAACUCUAAAUUAAUUACAUACUUAAAAGAAAGUAACAGUUUCAGCUGGUAUUUGGACAUACAGAAAAUACUUUGUGGAUAUUUGGAACAGUGUUGUGGAAAGUGUUUGUUAGCCACUUACAUGCUAACAUAGAGUAAAGGACAGAUUUUUACUGUAAAGCCCUGAGCAUUUGCUUUUAGUAUUCUAUCUUUAAAAGCAGUAAUGUUGCAGUGGAUUUUCAGUAUGAAAAACAAAGGAGAUUCAUACUGCUCUCUGUUGCAUGCAGUUCCACAUUUCAAAAUUUUGAUUUUUUUCCAUCACUAAAUGCACUUUGAGCUGCCAAACCCAAACUGUAAACAGUCUGCAGCAGACAUCAUUGCUGUCCUCAGUGGAGGUCUGUCAGGCUGUUGAUGCCUUUAUUGUAGUGUGCCUUUAAAAUGUCAUGUUUUCUGAUCUUUCCUUUCCCUUUCUCCAUUAUCCAAUCAUCUUAAUGGAAGUACAGGAACAUUAAUAUUCAAGAAGUAUGAUUUCUUUAAAUUGACAAAAAAUAAUCUACUAGAGUGGUCAGGUAGUUUGUAUUGAGCCAUGCUGGUGGCAGUUCUUAGCAUUCUAGACUCCGCAUACUGUGUAGGUAUCAAUGUUUGUAGGAGACAUUGCAGCUCACUACAUUUGCUUAUGGAUGGUCAAGGACUUUGGCUUCAUGUUGUGUUUAUUAUUUGUAGUGCAAGUAGAGGACUGGAAGGAGCAUGGAGGUUUGGCAGAGAUAGAUGGAAAAAUACAAGGUACCUGUGAUAGUAACAAAUCUAACUAUAUGAAUCUCCUGGUUUCAGAUUGAAGUUUUACUAAAGUGACCAGUUAAAUUUGCAAAUAUAAGAAGUCAGAAUUAAGUUUCAAGUAUUAAACUACUGUAUAAAAUGUAACAUGAAAAGGUGGUGUGCAUGGAGUAUGAUUUUAUUCUGAUUGCUUAAGUAACCUUUUAAUAAUGGCUUGUUUACAGGACACCGUUUUCAGUAAUUUUCUAAAAGUGCAAGGAAAAGAACUGAAUCUGUAAACAUUUUCCUUUCAGCUAUUUUGAAAAUAGCUGCAAUUUAAGGGAUGUAUUAAGGUCUACAGGUUUCUUAGCUGCAGACAGAAUACAAAAACCUUCUCGAUUAAUUGUUACGUUAGACUAGUACUUUUUAUUCAUUUCAGAUAAUCACCUCUUCCUAAACAUUUCAUGUAUGAAAUUUCAAAGGACUGUGUGAUCCAGCUGGUAAGGUAAUAUAUAGUACCAUAACACAUUGUGUGUUACAAAAAUAGAAGCAAGAUUUUCUUGUGGAUGUACUUUAUUCCUAAACAUUUUAAUACAUAAUAUCAGUUAAGUGAUUUAGAAGGAAAAAGUCAUUCCAUUUUACUAACUUAUUACUUGAAUGAAGAAUGAAAAAUAUUCAGCUUUUGUAAAGCUGUUUAUUUUAACAGAAUUCACCAAUUCAGCAACCAGUAAAUUCAGGCAUCACAAAGUACUACUAGUCAAAUUAAAUAAAAAAAGGCAGCAGGACUGAUGCUGGAGUAAUUGCUUUUUAUUUUAGAUGAAAACAAUGUUUCAGGAAUUAAUCAAAAAAGAUGUACCUGAAACUGUUUUCCACUGCAAUAAAAGUGUUUGCUAUGGUAUCAGAAUUGUCACUCCCUGAGUUAAAUAUAUUUACUCUUCAGGCUGCAGUGCCCUACAGUAUAGAAACAAUUGUUUUUCUUGAAAAAUUAUAUAUUUUCAUCUCCAAGGUAGUAUGAACUUUAGUAUGUGAGGAUGAAGUGGGACAAAACAUUUCAAUAAUUGCAUUCACUUGAUUAUAUUUGUAUGUUAUUUUUCAAGAUUUGAUUUUAAAUUUAAUUUUGAUUGUGGUUUCGAUGAUAUUGAAUUGCUGUUUGAAGUAAUUGGUAAUUAUGGACAGACACACUUACAUUUUAUAUAGGUUUCUGUAUAUGUGAACUGUAAUAGGUAAUAACGGAAUGAUUUCUAGAAAUCCAUUUUCUUCAUGCUCUCACAGUAUUGUUAAUGUAUAAACUGCCCCGGGGAAACUGGUUUUAUCUAUUUUUUGUUUUCAGAACAGUUUCUUAAAUCAGUGUAAUAAAAGAAGCAGUACAGGAA